Molecule: messenger RNA, 1584 nt
Organism: Suricata suricatta (meerkat)
Lineage: Eukaryota; Metazoa; Chordata; Mammalia; Carnivora; Herpestidae
Gene: P2RY10
Product: P2Y receptor family member 10
Exons: 2
Coding region: 27-1196 (389 amino acids)
Biological process (GO): positive regulation of Rho protein signal transduction; phospholipase C-activating G protein-coupled receptor signaling pathway
Cellular component (GO): membrane
Molecular function (GO): G protein-coupled receptor activity
Source: RefSeq, a predicted model, not a curated record
AUAAGGUUUCUGUGGUGAGACACCAAAUGAACUCAACUUCCUCUUUCAACAACAAAUUUUUCAGUUAUCAGCAGGAUCUGUGCCACCCAGAGUUAGGCUUUUUCACUGCCAGCUCCCUGCAAAGAAACAGGAGUGCUAAUUCUGACAAGGCUCCAGGCAGGGAUUAUAACUCCACGGCUUACCUUGAUGAGUAUACUGAAAUAUUCAAGAUGGGUAGCAACAAUACCAGCAAUGCUGAGACUGACUGCAGUGCUACUAAUGUGACAUUUCAGAACUCCCUUUAUGCAAGUACCUACAUCCUCAUAUUCAUCCCUGGUCUUUUGACUAAUAGUGCAGCCUUGUGGGUUCUGUGCCGCUUCAUCAGCAAGAAAAAUAAAGCUGUCAUUUUCAUGAUCAACCUCUCUGUGGCUGAUCUUGCUCAUGUGCUGUCCUUACCUCUCCGGAUUUACUAUUAUAUCAGCCACCACUGGCCCUUCCCGAAGGCCCUUUGCCUGCUGUGCUUCUACCUGAAGUAUCUCAACAUGUAUGCCAGCAUUUGUUUCCUGACGUGCAUCAGCCUUCAGAGAUGUUUCUUUCUCCUACAGCCCUUUAGGGCCAGAGACUGGAAGCGUAGGUAUGAUGUGGGCAUCAGUGCUGUCAUCUGGAUCAUCGUGGGAACUGCAUGCUUACCAUUUCCCCUUCUGAGAAGCACCUACUCAUCCAACAACAAUCAGUCUUGUUUUGCUGAUCUUGGUUACAAGAAAAUGAAUACAGUGGCUUUGGUUACAAUGAUCACAGUUGCUGAGCUGACAGGAUUUGUUGUCCCGGUAGUUAUCAUCGCAUGGUGUACUUGGAAAACAACUAUAUCCUUGAGGCAGCCACCAAUGGCUUUCCAAGGAAUCAGUGAGAGGCAGAAAGCACUGCGGAUGGUUUUUAUGUGUGCUGCAGUCUUUUUCAUCUGCUUCACUCCUUAUCAUAUUAACUUUAUUUUUUACACUAUGGUGAAGGAAACCAUCAUUAGCAGUUGUCCCAUUGUAAAAACCACACUGUAUUUCCACCCCUUUUGUAUAUGCCUUGCAAGUCUCUGUUGUCUUUUGGAUCCAAUUCUCUAUUAUUUCAUGGCCUCAGAAUUUCGUGACCAGCUAUCUCGCCAUGGCAACUCUGUGACCCGUUCCCGCCUUAUGAGCAGGGAAAGUGGUUCAUCAAUGAUUAGCUAAAAAUAAAAUAACUCUUCAAUUAUGACUUUAACUGUAUUUCCUAGCUUUAUCCAAAGGCCAGAAUUACUAGCCAGACAAUUUAUUUAAUGGGAACUUGUGAACAAUGGAAAUUUUCUUGUGUGAUAGUUGUGGUUCCAGCGAUGAAAUGAUAGUGGCAAAGUGUAAGAAAUAUGGGAGAGGAAGGAAAGAUAGAGUUUGCCUGUUUCCUCUUUGAAAUUCAAGAUACUUUCUUAAGAGACCUAGAUCAAGUUUUUACAGAUGUUUUCAACCAAAUGGAGAUUGUAUAUUUUAUCCUAAACAUUUCUUCAGCAAACAUAUUGUUAAUAAGAUACAAUAAAUACGUGAAUCUUUUCCAAGAUGUAAAAAUAAAUUUCUUUUAUAUGGAGAA